AUGGAGCUGAGCCUGGAGAGCCUGGGGGGCCUGCACAGCGUGGCCCACGCGCAGGCGGGCGAGCUGCUGAGCCCGGGCCACGCGCGCUCGGCGGCGGCGCAGCACCGCGGCCUGGUGGCGCCCGGGCGCCCGGGCCUGGUGGCCGGCAUGGCGAGCCUGCUGGACGGUGGCGGCGGCGGCGGCGGUGGGGGCGCCGGUGGCGCGGGCGGCGCGGGCAGCGCGGGCGGCGGCGCGGACUUCCGCGGGGAACUGGCGGGCCCGCUGCACCCGGCAAUGGGCAUGGCCUGCGAAGCGCCGGGCCUGGGCGGCACCUACACGACGCUCACGCCCCUGCAGCACCUGCCGCCGCUCGCGGCCGUGGCCGACAAGUUCCACCAGCAUGCGGCGGCCGCGGCCGUGGCCGGGGCGCACGGCGGCCAUCCCCACGCGCACCCGCACCCGGCGGCCGCGCCGCCCCCGCCACCCCCGCCGCAGCGUCUGGCGGCCAGCGUGAGCGGCAGCUUCACCCUCAUGCGCGACGAGCGGGCGGCGCUCGCCUCAGUGGGCCACCUUUACGGACCCUACGGCAAAGAGCUGCCCGCCAUGGGGUCGCCGCUGUCGCCGCUGCCCAACGCGCUGCCGCCCGCGUUGCACGGCGCCCCGCAGCCCCCGCCGCCGCCGCCACCCCCGCCGCUGGCCGCCUACGGCGCGCCAGGCCACCUGGCUGGGGACAAGCUGCUGCCGCCCGCCGCCUUCGAGACGCACGCCGCGCUGCUGGGACGCGCGGAGGACGCACUGGCCCGCGGGCUGCCCGGAGGCGGCGGCGGCACAGGCAGCGGCGGAGCGGGCAGCGGGAGCGCCGCGGGGCUGCUGGCGCCGCUGGGCGGGCUGGCGGCGGCCGGGGCGCACGGGCCGCACGGGGGAGGCGGCGGCCCCGGCGGGAGCGGCGGCGGCCCCAGCGCGGGCGCAGUGGCCGAGGAGAUCAACACCAAGGAGGUGGCGCAGCGCAUCACGGCGGAGCUGAAGCGCUACAGCAUCCCGCAGGCAAUCUUCGCGCAGCGGAUCCUGUGUCGCUCUCAGGGUACGCUCUCUGACCUGCUACGCAACCCCAAGCCGUGGAGCAAGCUCAAAUCCGGCCGCGAGACCUUCCGCAGGAUGUGGAAGUGGCUGCAGGAGCCAGAGUUCCAGCGCAUGUCGGCGCUGCGCUUGGCAGCCUGCAAGCGCAAGGAACAGGAGCAGCAGAAGGAGCGCGCGCUGCAACCCAAGAAGCAGCGCCUGGUGUUCACCGACCUGCAGCGACGCACGCUGAUCGCCAUCUUCAAGGAGAAUAAGCGGCCGUCCAAGGAGAUGCAGGUCACCAUCUCGCAGCAGCUCGGCUUGGAGCUCAACACCGUCAGCAACUUCUUCAUGAACGCGCGGCGCCGCUGCAUGAACCGCUGGGCUGAGGAGCCCAGCACGGCCCCCGGGGGCCCCGCCGGCGCCACGGCCACUUUCUCCAAGGCCUGAGGCGCCCCGGCCCCGCGCCCUCCCUGCCUCCACGGCCUGG
Messenger RNA from Pongo pygmaeus (Bornean orangutan), 1525 nucleotides. RefSeq names its product one cut homeobox 3 (gene ONECUT3). The transcript is spliced from 2 exons. Gene Ontology annotation, biological process: regulation of transcription by RNA polymerase II. The record is from RefSeq and is a predicted model, not a curated record. Lineage: Eukaryota; Metazoa; Chordata; Mammalia; Primates; Hominidae. Gene Ontology annotation, molecular function: DNA-binding transcription factor activity, RNA polymerase II-specific; RNA polymerase II cis-regulatory region sequence-specific DNA binding. Bases 1 to 1485 code for a protein of 494 amino acids. Gene Ontology annotation, cellular component: nucleus.